Stylonychia lemnae is the source of this 282-nucleotide messenger RNA. The record is from the annotation of a GenBank genome assembly. Lineage: Eukaryota; Ciliophora; Spirotrichea; Sporadotrichida; Oxytrichidae.
AUGUAUAGAUGCUCUAUCGAUCUAUCAUACCCACAGGGUUACAGCUGUUCACCAUCACUAGUAGUCGAGAUAAGAUGCAAAUACUCCCCAGUUCAAAGCCAUUUGGCUCCAGAGUUCGGCCACAAAAAGCUCCCAAGUUCGGGCCAAAAAGCUCCAAAAUUCGGGGGGCAUUUUACAAUUUCUAUUUUGGCACCCUUUGAGAGAUGGAGUCUGAGACUCAUGGAGAUGAAUCAACCCUAGUGGGAAAGUACGAUAAAUGAAAUAAAAGUUGUCUCUACUUGA